Molecule: messenger RNA, 637 nt
Organism: Cyclopterus lumpus (lumpfish)
Lineage: Eukaryota; Metazoa; Chordata; Actinopteri; Perciformes; Cyclopteridae
Product: transmembrane protein 69-like
Source: RefSeq, a predicted model, not a curated record
AUGAUUAGAUUUGCAUCUGGAAGACGCACAAUACCUGGGACUAACUCCCACAAGGUUGUGAGCAUCAGGCCUGUGAGCUGGCCGGUCUCUCGUCUCUGCCACAGCGAUUCACAAAGCACCUCGGAGAGAGGCAACGCCAAAGAGGGUUUCAGUUUGAGGGCCCUAACCCAGGCUCCCUCACCAGCUCUUUACCUUGGAUUCUCUGGACUCAUCCCUUUCCUGUCUGCUCCUGUCCUGAUGGCUGCCACACAGUCCUUCUACCCUGCUGCAUAUGCUCAAGUGGUCUAUGGAGACUCUAUUGUCUCCUUCCUGGGAGGUGCCCGCUGGGUUGCCAUCCCUGUCGGUAGUCCUGCUCAGCCUGACUGGAUGAACUUGGGCAACAGUGUGGUGCCGUCCCUUCUGGCCUGGCUGGCACUGCUCUGCAGGGACAAUAUUGCAGAGGGAGCCCUGGUAGUUAUUAUGGGACUGGGUCUCUCUCUGCACUAUGACCUGACCCUGCUGCCUGGCUACCCUUCCUGGUUCAAAGCCAUGCGAACUCUCCUCACUCUGGUCGCCACCUUCUCACUAGUGGCUACCCUGACAAUUAAAAAACUCUGCACUGAGAAGAAGAUCAAAGAGUUUCAGAACUAAUGUAUGA